Dermatophagoides pteronyssinus (European house dust mite) is the source of this 14276-nucleotide messenger RNA. RefSeq lists its product as uncharacterized. Gene Ontology annotation, molecular function: protein binding; cis-regulatory region sequence-specific DNA binding; calcium ion binding. The record is from RefSeq and is a predicted model, not a curated record. Lineage: Eukaryota; Metazoa; Arthropoda; Arachnida; Sarcoptiformes; Pyroglyphidae. Gene Ontology annotation, biological process: response to starvation. Gene Ontology annotation, cellular component: nucleus.
AUGGAUCUUUCGGUUACAAUUUAUGAUCAAUCAUCAAAACGUUUAAAUGAUGAUCGAAAUUAUUGUAAUCUAACAACGGGUAGAAAAUUUUUUCUUCAAAAUCUUAAUACAAAAUUUAUCGAUAUGAAUAUUGAGUUGGAAAAUUUGAUAAAUUUCUUACCAAAAACCAAUUCAUUACUGCAUAAUUAUUUUGGUAUUGCAUUACGUCAGGAAAUCAAUCCAACAAAUAUUCGUUUUGAUGUUUUUAUCAAAAACAUGACCAAUAUUAACGAUAAUGGUACAAAUCAAUAUGAAUAUUCAACUACAGUAGCAAAACGACGUAAAUGUACACCAUAUGAAUUUGAAUGUAUCCAAGAUUCUCAAUGUAUCGAUUUAUCAUUGGUCGGAAAUGGUAUUGCUGAUUGUAAUGAUCGUUCGGAUGAAUGUUCAGAUCCUUCAAGGGAAUUUCGUUGUCGUUGUGGUCGACCAGUUUGUAUUGAUCGUCAACAUUAUAUGGAUGGACAAAUUAAUUGUGAAGAUGGUUCGGAUGAAGGUCUUACGGUUACUAUUUGUCAAAGUUUUAUACAAAAUGAACUUUUACCUAAUAAUAAUAAUAACGGAAUAUUAACCCGUCAAAUGCUUCCAUUCGAGCACCAUGAAAGGCCAUCAUCCAAUAAUAAUGAUCCAAAUAUUGAUGGCGAUGAUAAUCAAACAACAACAACAACCAUAAAUGAAAAUAGAUAUACAGCUGAUGCUGAUUCGGAUGAUAUUGUUGAUGAUUUGGAUGAUCCAAUUCUUUUGAUACCAGAAAAUUUACAAGAAAUAUUUUCCGGUCAUUUUUUUGAUUCAAUUUCAACAUCACCAUUUGUUGAAUUGGAAACAACAAUAAAUUCUACUGAUGCUGAAGCUGAUGACGAUGAUAAUAUUGUUACCACAAUCAACAACAAUGGUGGUAAAGAUAAAAAUCAAUUUCUAUCACCAUCACCAUCGAUAUCGAUCGAUAAUCAGCUCAAUUCAACAACAACAACAACCAUGAUUGAAUCAUCAAUGAAAUCUUUACCAUCAACGACGACAACAAGUCAAGAAAUAGUCGAAUUGACUGGGACAUUUUUACCAUAUGAAUUGUUAACAGCACCAUCAAAAUAUCCAUAUUAUCGUCAUUAUCAACGAUCAUCAUCGAUAAUUCAAUUGGAAAAUUUAAAUGACAAAAAUUCAAUUGUUGAAAUAACUGGAACAUUUAUACCGGCAACAACAACUCAAACUCAAACUCAAACACAAUCGAUAUCGUUCGAUAGUGAAACUGAAUAUCGUCCAUCACCACCGAUAACAACACAAUCGAUAACAAAACAAUCAUCCAUGGUUGCCGAACAACCUAUUUUUAUCGAUAAUAAUCAUACCAAGGUGGUAGAAAUAGUGGAAAUGAAACAACAAAAAAUUAAACAAGCAACAAAUCAAACAUUUUUAAUCGGUAAUCGUCGUUUGAUUUUAUUGACGGGUAUUUUUAUCGAUACCGAUGAUAAUAAUGAUGCGGGUACAGCAUUCAUAGUGGCGUGUUCACAAAAUCGAUUACAUCAAUCAAUCAAAUCAUCCGACACUGAUGAUGAUGGUAGAAUCUGUGAUAAUAAUGUUCCGAUAAAAAUAUGGAAAGAACCACGACAACGACAAUCAUCAUCGACAUCGACAACAUUAUCGGUAAAUUUAGCCACGGGUGGAAAAUCAUUGAUUGUUGUGCCGAUGUUUACCACAAAUGGCCAUAAUAAUCAUCAUCAUCAGUCGGAUGACAAUAUUAAAAUGAUUCAUGCUGAAAUUGAAUUGAAUUUUAAUGAUGGUCAUCAUCGUCAAGGUAGUAAUAGCCGUCGACAAAUUUUAUCCGGUUUAGGCUGGAAAAAUGUAUCGAAAAUUCAGGUCAACACUGAUCGAAAAUAUAUUCCAUUUAUGGUGAAGGAUUUACAGCUUGGAUCAUCAGUUGUUGAUGUACGAUUUGAUUGGCGAAAACAAUUGUCCAAUGUACAGAUUAUCGAUAUAAAUGAUGAUAUCGAUCAUCAUAAUCAUCAGCAUUCGUCGUUUGUAUUACCAUCAUCGUCGUCAUUAUCAUCAUCAACGACAUCCAGCAUCGAUGUACCACAGUUGAUGUCAUCAAAAAUUCCCGUAUCGAUUAAAUCAACAAAAUCGAUUGGACGACGACGAAUGAAAACAACAACUGUUGGACGUUUUCAUCAACAAGAUGAAGAGAAUAAAUCACGUUUGGAUAGUUAUUUUCCUGAUGGUAAUAUACCACAUUAUGAUCCAACUUUAUUUGUACGGCAACCAUCACCAUCACCAACGCCAUCGAUUUCGAUGAUGAAUCAAAUUCGUUCGACAAGUACGAUAUUUGGUUUUAUUGAUUUUACCACCAUUGUUAAUGGAACAAUGUUGAUUUUUACACCAAAAAUCAAAACCGAAUCGCUACCUGAUCAUCGACAAACAACGACUAUGAUUAAACCGACAAAAGUUGCUCAUCUUAAUCCGGUGUCAACAACUAUUUCGACACUGUUGGGUAAAUCUAUUCCAACAUAUAACGAUAAAAAUGAUUUAUCAUCGCAACAACAAUCAAUAACGAUAAUUCCGGAUAAACCGGGUAAAUAUAAUGAAUAUUUAGUUACAAACAAUGAUAAUGAUGGUUUAACCAUUACAAAUGGAUUUAUAUUGCCAAGUUUUUCAUCUUCGAAAUCAUCAACAGCUAGUCAUUCAACAAAACCAUCAAAGAAAAAAUUAUUGGCAACAACAUUUACAACAAAACAUACAGAUUUUUUUACCGAACAAAUCAAUGGUAAACCAGUGAUACGAACAUCGGAAAUUAUAUCGACCAAUGUUGUUUACAACAGUGAUGAUCAUCUGAUUAGGCCAACAAAACCAAUGAAAACAUAUUUCACAACUUUUACUUAUUUUACAACAUUUAAAAAUACAGAAACUGAAUUUGUUCAUAGCCGGAAAGAGAUUGUAACAAAUAUUGUUGAUCCGGACGAUGAUGAUAAUUCUGCCAUUAUUGCACCAACAACAACAACAUCAUUAUCAUCAUCAUCAAUCACGUCGUCAAAGAUGGCCGAGAUUUCCGAUGUUGAUGAUCCACAUCUAUCAUCAUCUUCUUCCGCUAUUCAUUUGAUUGACACAAGACCUUUGUCUUCGUCAUCAUUAUCAUCAUUAAUGUCGACUUUGACAGAAACAAUGAAAAUGAAUGAUGAUAAUGAUGAUGGUCAUCAUCAUCAACAACAACAACAAACGACGAUAAUACCAACACCAAGUCUUGAAGAUGCCAUCAAAAUUCAAUCAUCAUUGAAAAAUAAUAAUAACAGUAAAUCAUAUUUGGGAAAAUUUUUAUUAUCCGGUAUUGCUGUUCCAAUAACACAUUAUACAACAUUUACUUAUUAUACAACUUUUUUUCGUGAUCAAACUUCGCAAAUUGUUUCACGAACAAAUAUUAUUUCAAAUAUUGUUACCGGUACGAUCAAUCUUAAUCAACAGCAGACUAAUCCGUCACCGAUAAUGACAUCAUCCGCAUCUUCGGCAUCGAUACAUAAACGUUCGAUUGUUGAUUGGCCAGUUGCCGAAGCUGAAAAUCUACCAAUUAUCAUAACACCGGUUACCGAAUUAUCGACAUCAACAUUGUUCACAACGUUUUUCGUACCUGGUCAAGGUUCAACGAUUGUAACUCAAACACAUAUUUAUUCGAAUAUUUUUCUACCCGAAGUUGAUGAUAUUAUUCGACAACGUAGUAGUUCGACUAUUUCUACACAACAAGUUCAACGUCCGACAAAAACAUUUCAAAAUGUUGUCUAUCCAAUUAUAGCAACAAUUAAUUAUAAUCAAGUUUUGUCAUCGAAUAUCGGUAAUCAUAAUCAUCAUCCUGAAGAAGAAGUAUCAUCAUCUACAUUGAGUCGUAAUCAGCAACAACAGCGACAAUCAUCUUCGAUCGGUCAUGACGGUAUCGUUCGACUUAUCAAUGGAAUACCUGUUUUGGAUGAUCAAAUUGUUUUGAAUACAGGUACCGCUGCUGAUGAUAAUGAAAAAUCGCAAACCAUUGUACCAUAUAUACCACAAUCAGUUCGUGAACAAAGAUUAUCAUCAUCAUCAUUGGCUCGUAUUGAAAUUGAAGGUUCAAAUGAUGAUGACGUUGGAGCAAUCACAAACACUGUGACCACAACCCGACGCAAAGUAAUCAAAGUAACAAAAACACGAAAACUUUCGAACGGCUCUGGUGAUGGUAAAUCCACAACGGUUAUUAUUCGUAGGCCGUCAUCAUCAUUGCGAUCCGACGAAGCAUCCAAUACAAUUCAUCUUCAUCAUGAUAAUGAGGAUGAUGGUCAUUAUCAUCAAAUAGAUCGUACUGGACGAUUACAUCCAUCAAUAACACCAACACCAGUAACAUAUUAUACAACUUAUACUUAUUUUACAACCGAAUUAAUUGAUGGUCGUCCUGUUGUCCGUUCGAAUGAACAUCUUUUUUCAACAGUUAUUACUGGAAAAAUACUACCCACACGAAUUGUACCUGAUCAAACAAAUUUACGUCGUAUUCGUCGUACAGUUUCUUUAUCGUUGAUUGAAUCAAUGGAUAAUAUUUCUAGUCCAAACAACGAUCAUCAAUCUUCAGUUGUAGAUGAAUCCACCAGAAAAAUUGGUAUCGUUUCCGAAAUGACCAAUGAUAAUCUUGUUACACAAAUUAUUGGUACAAAAAUCAAUGGAUUUUAUGCACAAUUUGCCAUAACAAAAACAUUAGAAUCCAAUGAAAUGAUAACUACGUUAACUACUGAAUCGGUAAUGAACGAAACUAUCGAUAUGAAUUCAGCGACAAUCGAUACAACAACCGAAUCGAAUGAAAUUGAUCAACAGGAUACAACAACAACAACAGAAAUGUCGAAUAUUAUUGAUGAAGAAUCGAUUACAACAGAAUCGCCACCGAUUGAUAACAAACAAGAUUCUGAUGAAAUGAUGAUCGAUGAUUCAUGGUUAAGUGAUGAAAAUCAAGAAUCGAUUGAUCCUUCUUCAAUGUUGAUCAGUUCAUCAUUACCUGAUUUGAUUGUUGAACCAAUAUUUACAUCAACAAAAGUAACACCAGAAUUAUGUUCACAUUCUUCUUCUUCUUCUUCUUUGUCGGAUAAAUCGAUUAUUGAUCAUCAAACCGGUAUAAUAUCAUCAACAAUCGAAACAAUAACCGAUUUCGAACGACAACAUUUGAUUUAUUUAACAAAAGAAUUAAUCGGUACGUAUAUUGGAGGUAUAUAUGCACAUUUGGCUAAAACACGUUCCGAAACUAUUACCACCACUUUACCACCACCACCACCAACAACAACAACACCAACAUUACAAACAACAACAAUAUUGCACGAUUUAUUAUUAUCCGGUUCUUUGGAUCUUUUUCCAUCUAUCAAUGCUUCUGUUAUCACUUCUUCUUCUUCAACUAUCCCUACUCCUGCAAAAAAUGAAAGCAUCACAUCUUUUGAAUCUGAUAAUUUGCACGAAUCUAUGAAUGAUAUUAUUUCCUCGCCUACCCCAACCGUAUUUUCUCUCAAUAUUUCUACUUCCACUUCUUCUUCUUCUUAUCUGUCUAAUUCUGUUGAUAUCGAUGAUGAUGAUAAUGGAAAACAAUCUACCAUUGUUGAUUUAUGGCCAUCAUUAUCCGGUUUAUCAUCAAUUUCUUAUGCAACCGAAACAAUCAAUAAAACAUUAUUGAUAAUACAUACAACAGAAUUUUAUACAACACAAAUUAAUGGUUUUACAGCACAUUAUUCACGUGAAACAUCCAAUUUGAUUGGUACAAUUGAUCCAACAACUAUUUCGACUACUGCACGACCAUCGGUUCAUUUUCCAACACCGGUACGAUUUUUAUUUAGUUCAUCGUCAUCAGCAUUAUCACCAACACCUGUACAACAGCAAAUAAUUACCACUAUUGUUACAGUAACAACAACACUUUUCAAUGAUCAUUAUCAAUCAUCUUUCAAUAAUGAUGAUGAUGAUGGUGGUGGUUAUUCAUCAACACCAUCAUCGUCGAAUCAAAAUUCUGGAUUAAUUCAAAGUGAAUCAAAUUCAUGGCUAUUAGCAUCAAGAAAAUUAUUAAAACCAUUUCAGAAUUUUAUGAAUGGAAAUUCAAAUAUGCAAUCAUCAUCAUCAUCUGGAAAUCAAAUGCCAAGAAGUCGUACAAUACGGGAAAAAGAUAAUAGACAACCAUUUGUUGAUUAUGAUACUGGUAAUGUUAAUGUUGAUGAUGAUAUGGAUGUUGAUUAUGUUGAUCAAAUUGAUACACCAGCUAUUAAUCGUCAACCGUCAUCAUUCUCUUCUUCGACAACAACAACUAUUGCACCAAAAACUUUGGCUAGAAAUUCAUAUUGGCAACCAAGACAUAAUAAUCAAGCUGGAUUUGGUCAACGUGUUGGUGCAUCAAAUGAACCAAAUUCAAAUUGGUCAAAUACACGGCCAGCUGUAGUAGCUAAUGGUGGUGGUCGUCGUCGAACAACAAAUACAUUACCAGUUGCUGCAACUACAUCCGCAACACGUUCAUCAGAAUUUUUUCAUUAUAAUGAUCCUACAAGAUUUGUUGCUGCUACAGAUGAUCGGAUAAGAUUAAAUUCACAAGAUCAACGACAACAUUCAACAUCAAAUCAUGGUAGAAGUUUGAAUCGUAAUCGUAGUCUGAAUCGUGGACAUCGUGGUUAUCCAUCAACAACCACGACUACGACUACAGCUAGUCCAAGAAAUAUAAAUCUACUUCCUAAUCAAAGACUUCGUUUGAAUCGUAAAUAUAGUCGAAAUCGUUUACCUCAUCAGCAACAACAACAGAAACAACAUUCUUCUCAAUCAUUUCAACGAUCAUCAUCAUCAAAAUCAAAUGGUGAUUCAAUGAUGGAUCAACCAAGAAAAUUUACACGUGGAAAUUAUCGUUCAAGAUUUAUUCAACCAUCAAUCAAUUCUCAACCAUCAACAGUAUUAACUAGUACUGUAUAUGCAACCGAAACUAUACCGAAAAUUCCAAUAACAAUUACAUCAAUUGCAACAAUAGUAAAAACUGUACCAAUUUUUCAUGGUUUUCGUACAUCAUUAGCAACGCUAACAACAACAUCAUUAUCAACAAGUGUUAUACCGAAUACAUCAUAUGAAACAAUUGUCGAUAGUGAUAAUGAUAGUAUAACACGAACAUUAUUUACACGUAUUACUGAUCAAUUUGAACCAUAUAAAAUUACCGAUAUUCUAGUCACUACAUCAGCAUUACAAGAAAUUAAAUUAGUUCCUAUAAAAUUUGGUUAUAGUACCCGGACAGAAACAUUAACUAAUGUUAAAACAUUUACAAUGUUGACAACAUUAGUUUCAACUGAUUCAUUGUUAAUCCCACCACCACCAUCAUUUUCAACAUUAUUAUCACCAAAUUUACCAUCGGGUAGUACUAUAUCGACAACAACAUUUGUAACUGAACAUACAUUAUCAUCAACCACAUCAGUAUCAUUAUUAUUACAUGGAAAAACAUUAAUUAGUACAUUAACAUUUACAUCGGUUGCACCAACAACCAUAACAAAAACAUUAACAGUUCCAAUACAAAAUGAUAUUGUUGAUUCAUCAUUAGUAACAACAAUGUUAACAUUAUCAAUACGUGGUGAUAAUGGUGAUUUAACUGAAUUAGUAACAGCUAUUACAGUUUCAUUACAACCAUCACAUCAUAUUAUACAGCCAACUAUUAUGGCUACAAAAGUUGAACGUGAUAUUCGUUCAACAACCGAUUAUAGUCGAUUUGAUAAUCAGGAUGAUAAUCAAAAUGAUGAACGAAUGUUUGAUGAUGAUCAAGAGGAUUUAGGAUUAGGGUCGAUUCUGUUAGAAAGUUCUUCGUCGACUGGACAGCAAACAAAAUCUCCAAUUCGAUCUUACAGGUCACCAUCAUCGAAUAAUCGAAAGAAUCAAAAGAAUCCAAAUCCAUUUAUUUCCGCUUCCUUUAUGACUGUUGAUUCACGAUUACCAACUAAAUUACGCAAUGAUCAGACAACCAAAAUUCAUGAUUCUCAUCCUAAUAAUUUUAUUACUACAAUUUUUAAAGGUCCAAAUACGGAAAUAUAUGAAACAAAUGCAUUCGAUGCUGAUUCGGAACAACAAUCGCAAUCGGGAACUACAUUUCAAAAACGUAAACUAUUACAAUAUAAUGAUAAUAUUUAUAAAGAAUUAUCAUCAACAUCCAAUGGUGCCGCAUCAAAUUCAUUUCCAUCUGAACGUACAAAACCAAAUCAACGAAAAUUUCAACGUGUACGGAUUAAAUCCAAAUCUGCUACUGGAUCAUCAUCGGAUUCAUCAUCUCGUCUGGCCGAAUUCAACCGAUUGGUAGGUAUUCAAUCGGAAAAUCAAACACCAUCUUUAUCACCAUCGCAGAAUUUCAGCCCCGAAUCAUUCAAUUCAUUUCGACGACAACCAUUAGUUAAUCAUCAAUUUGAUCAACCAUUUAAUCUUUAUAGUAGUGUUGUAUUACAAUCGAUACCAUCGAUUAGUUCAACAGCAUCUUACUUAUUGGCAAAUAAUUUUCAAAAGCCAACAUAUCGUAAAAUUAAACCACAACAACAUCAUCAUAAUCAUCAUCAACAAAAUAAUCGUCAUCGAAUUGUUUCAAGUAUUCGACAUCAAUUGAAUCCUAGCAUUCAACCAAGUCAGGUAUUAUCAUCAUCAUCAUCAACAGCAAAUCUAAUGAUUGCUUCAUCGGCUGUACCAUCGUUUAUUGAAAUUCCAAAUCAAUUUAAUCCACAUCAUCAACAUCAUCAUCAACAUUAUCCACGAUUACCAUCAAGUCCACCAUUACCAAUUCAAACAGAUCCCCGUCAUGUUAUUCAACAUAUUAAUCGUGGAAUAUUACCAAAUAAAAAUCGUAAUAAUCCUGUUAAUCAAUUUAAUGUUCAUAAUGUAAUGGAUGAUCAACCAUCAUCAUUUGUACAUGAUACUGGAUCAAAUUAUCCACCACCAUUUCAUUAUGAUCAAGAUAUUCGUGAUUCGUCUUCGUCCAAUCAAUAUUCUCCAUCAUCUUCAUCAUCAUCAUCAUUAUCAUCGUCAACAACGGAUCAGAUUCGACAAGAAUCACCAUCAUCGAUUCAUACACCAACAAUUCCAUUAACUUAUUAUACAACAUUUACAUAUUUAACAACCGUAAUACGUGGACAACAUACUGCACAUCUGAGUAGGGAAAGUGUUACAUCAACAAUAACAACAACAGCAUUGGAAAAAAGUAUUGUUGAAAUUGUACGUGAUUCGGAUGGUAUUAUUGAACCAACAAGGCUGCAGGAAUUAGGAUCAAAAACUAAAGGCCUGGCUACAACUAUUUAUAAUGCAUUAUAUCAGGUUCAAAUUUAUAAUGAAGAUUUAUAUAAAGUAAUACAAAAAACAUAUAAUAAACAAGUAUCAUUUCGGCAAUGGCAACCACCAACAACUACUUCAUAUCAUCCAGUUUUUGUUACAAAUCAUUUGGAUAUGCCAAACGAAACACCCGUUAUACAACCAUCAUCAUCAUCAUCGAAUGAUGAAUUUGAUUUAAGUCGAACAACUUCGCAGAUCAAUGUUGAUCAAUCAACGGAAUAUCCCGCAAUGAAUACACCAUUGUUGUCUUCGAUUCUGGAACCAUCAUAUCAACCGGUUGAAAAUACAGUAACUGCUGUUCAACCAACACCGAAUAUUGAUUCAACACUUUUUUCAUCAUCAUCAUCAUCGACACGACCAUCAAUCGUUCGAAUUAGUUCAAGUGUUGUACGAAAACCAUAUAAUCCACGUUAUACUAUUAAUAAUAAUCCAAUAAUGUCAUCAAGAAAUCGUUUACGUAUGCGUAUAAGUUCUCGUACAUCACAUUUACCCGUGGUUGAAUCUUCGACAUCCACAACCAUUUCGGAUAUGGCUUCUCCAUUGCCUUUUGAUGAUUCUAGUUCUUCAUCGACGAUUGAAGAAAUAUCUAGCUCAUCAAUCAAUAUUGUUCAACAUCGUCCAAAUCUAUUCCGGUCGAAAGUAAUUUUCCGUCCAAGACCAGGACAAACUGUUGGACAACAAUUGAAUAGUAAAAUGAUGCGUAUUAGUAGCCGAUUAGUUCGUCCAGGUGCUACAACAUCAUCUGAUUUAUCUUAUAUGGAAAUUUCAAGUCCAACACCGACUUUGAUUACAUCAACAUUACAAACAUCAAGUAAUUAUGAAUCUAAUGGUGGUAAUGAUAAAAUGGAUCAUUCGGAUGCAGCACGUGCAAAUAAAUUUGUACGUGUUUCGAAUGGUGUAACAUUAAUCAUAUCAAGUCGUGUACCAACACCAACACGACCAUAUACAUUUGAACCAACAUUAGUAACCGGUGCUGCUGUUUUAAUGAAGAAUAUCCUGCCGGAACAACAAGAAUCAUCAAAUGAAUCGAUUCAACCAAGUAUGACAACCGAAACUGUUGAAUAUCUUCGUACAAGUACAUUAUUAUCAACAAUGACUUAUUUUGCAACUUUGUUCAAUGGUUCAACAUCAUCAAUAACACCGAUUGAAGAUGUUAAAACUGAAUUUAUUACCUUCCCUGAUACAACUACUGUAACAAGACCGGUCGAUUCAAGUUCUUAUCAUUUGGAUAGUUCAAUAACAUCGAUGUCAAAUCAAAUAUUAUUCCAUCCAACUGAUUAUAUAACAUCAGCACCAAGAUUACCAUCAUCAUCAUCAUCAACUGUAUCAUCAGCAUAUCGACCAUCAUAUUUAACCAGUUUGAAAAGUACUUAUACAACAUUAACCCAUUAUAUUACACUGUUCCAUGGAUCACAUACUGUAUUAUCAUCGAUUGAAGAAAUAAGUCCAACAAUUGUUACCGAAACUUUUGGUCAACAACAAACAAAACCAUCACAUCAUAGUGAUGGUCAAGUUUCAUCUUCGAUCAACGUCGAUCAUCAUCAUCAUCAUAUGCCAAAUAUACGUUAUACACAACCAGCAAUCGAUAAAUCGAAAAAUCUUUUUGCUGGUUUAAUGCCAAGUGUUUCAACAUUAUUCACUACGCAUACUUAUUAUACAACAUUGUUCAGUGGUACAACAUCAAUCAUACAAUCACGUGAAGAAAUUACACAUUCAUUGAUUACAAUGUAUGUUCCAAGUAGUCAAAUCAAUCAACAAAUGGCAACAUCAACUAGUUCGAUUCCUAUGACGGCCACUGAAUCGCCUAAUUCAUUUAACAACAACAAUAAUAAUAAUUAUGAAGAUUUUUGGCAAUCAAUUGCUGGUGGUAGCAAUGAACAAACACCACCAUUAUCAACAACAACAACUUCCUAUUCGGAUUAUGUACCAGAAGAUUUGGAUGGUGAAAUUCUUGUCGGAAGUGGUUCAAUUCAAUUAGAACCAAGUGUUAUUGAUACAAUUUCAACAUUAAAAGAUACAUCGGAUGCAGUGGUUUAUUUUACAAAUUUUAUAUUACCAACCAAUGUUAUUGAAUCAGAAAAUACAAUUGAUGGUGCAAAAGGACCAUUAUUAAAUCAUGGUGAUUUAACAUUGAUCGGUGAUCAUCAACAACAUAAUCAUCAACAACAUAAACCAUCAACAAACAUGGCGGUAGUACCAUCACCACCUUCAAUUCCAACGGAUCUGAUACAAACACAAUCACCUGCUAUUAAACCUGGUGCUAUAAUUGAAUUAACCGAUCUAUUGGAUGGUGCUAAUCUGGCUGGUAAUAUUGGUGAAGCAAUCAAAGAUAUUGUACAAAUUUUGGCUAAAGGUCAGAAAAAUAAAAUGACCAAUCAUCAUCAUUCUACACCGGUAUUAGAUAAUAAUAAUAAUAAUGCUGCUGCAUUCGAUAUUGAUCGAACAUCAGUUGUUAAAAAUUUAAUAAUGCCACCUAAAGAUGGUGCUACAGUUAGCCAUUACAUGGAUGAUCCUGUUUAUAUACCGAUUAAUCAACCACCAUAUCCUAAUGAUCAGGAUUUAUCACCAUCACCAACAAUGAUUUUACCAUCAUCAUCGAUAUUUGAUCGAACAUCUUCAGUAUAUUUUAUGGAAAAUAUGCCACCUGUAGUUUAUGUUCCAGUUGAAUUGCCCAACGAAUCAUCAUCAUCAUCUUCAAUCGAUAUUGAAGCAACUUUACCAAAAUUAUCUAUCGAUGAUGGAAGAAUGAUAACAUCAUCCAUUCUGGUUCAGCCAUCAUUUACAAUUCCAUCAUCUUCAUCUUCUGCUACCGUUCGAGAAACAUAUCUAAAAUCACCAAUAUUCAGUACAGCAGCAUCAUCAUCAUCGAUUCCAGCCAAAUCAUCGAAUGAAAUUCGAACCAAAUAUGUGACCAAUGUUUAUUAUACAAGAGAUUCACCAUUAACAAUAACAUCAUCAUAUACAUCGACAAUGCCACUUCGAACUGUUAUCACUACUAUUGUUGGUUCGAGUACUAUUCUGAAUACGUAUAGUACGGAAAUUCGACCGACAAAAUCAACUCAACAAUUUAUUUCGCAACAUGGUAGUACAGCGACAACAGGAGAUUCCAAUAGAAUUCGAAUGCAAAAUGGUGGUACUACAUCAUCGACAAGCAGCAGCAGUAAUGGUGGUGAACAACAACGUACACCAUUCCGUCCAACACGUAGACCUGGUGGUAUCAAUCGAUUUAAACCACCAUCAAGAGCAACUGAACCACCAAAAAUAUUCAAAACAAGUCAUCGUCCAAGACAGCCAUAUAAACCAUCACCAACACCACCAACGGAUUUUGAUAUCGAUCAACAACGAUCCGGAGGAUCAGCAACAAAAAAGACAACAAUAUUUUCAUAUCCAAAAACAACAACACGGCCAUCGAUUCUUGAUCUUGAUCAAUGUAAACCUGGUUGUAAUGCAGCCAAUAAAGAAAUUUGUAAAGAAUUUGAUGGUAAAUUUAAAUGUGAUUGUCGUGCUGAAUUGCAAAACUUUAUCGUAUUGGUUCGUGUUACCAGAUUAGGUGAUCAAGAAUUAGAAUGGAAUAGUAUACUAAGUAAUCAUACAUCAGAUUUAUAUCAGAAUUUAGCCCAGGCUGCAAGAAAUCAAAUUGAUUCAGCUUAUAUAAUGAUUAGUAGUAUGAAAGAAAAUUAUAUCGGUACAGAUGUUUUAGAUAUUAAUAAAGCACAAGAUGGACAUGGUGUUUUAGUUAAUAUGACUAUUCAUUUAACCGAAUCAAAUAAUAUUGAUGAAGAUUUAAUUCGUGAAGAAUUAUCAAGAACAUUGAUGAUGAAACCACAAUCAUCAUCGUCGUCGGCACAUACGUCACACGAUUCAUCAUCAUCAUCUUCUUCUUCUUCCGAACAAUUACCAAGUCCACAACAAAUUUUUGCCGAUUUAGAAGAUGUUAUUGAUUUUGAUGAAUGUAGUUCGGAUGAAUAUAAUGAUUGUGCUAGUUCAGCACGUUGUAUAAAUGAACCAGGAUCAUAUCGUUGUGAAUGUUUAAAUGGUUAUCCGGAUUUAGAUCUUUCAUUCCCCGGUAGAAUGUGUGCAUCCGAAAUUAAAGCCUGUGAAUUUUGUUAUGGUCGUGGUGAUUGUUAUCGUGAUGAUACUGGACAAAUAAGUUCUUGUAAAUGUCAUCGAAUGUAUUUAGGACGUCGAUGUGAAAUAAAUGGUUUAUUAUUGGCUAUUUUCAUUCCAAUCAUUGCUAUACUAAGCAUCAUUACAAUUUGUUCAAUUGUUUAUUGUUGUCGAAAAUGGCGUAAUCGUGCAUUGGUUAAAGGAUUCCGAAAUUUUAGUGCUUAUGGUCCUAAUAUGAUUGGUUCAACAUUAGAUCGUAAAGCAAUGCUGGAAACUUCAAGUGAUAAUAGUGAUCCAUUAAGAUCACAUAUAUCAUAUGAUGGUCCAGCGGCUAUAACUACUGCGGAUGCUACAUUACCGAGAGAAUAUAGACGUCGUCGUGAAAGUGAACAUCCACAUUCACAUACACAUCAUCAUCAUGAUCAUCAUCCAUAUGUUGGUAAUGAUAUGAUGGUCGGUGGUGGUGGUGGUCAAUCAUAUCCAAACAUUAAUAAUACUAGUUCAAUAGUUCCAUAUAAUUUUAGUACACAAUUUAUGAUACCAAGAGUUCGUAAUGCUAGUUCAACAAGUUUACAAACUUAUGGUAACAAUCAAACCAAUAACAGUAAUAAUAAUCAUGGUGGCCGUAAUCAUAGACAUCAUUAUCAUGGUCAAAAUAACGGUAGUCAUGGACAUUCACAUAGUCAUCAUCAUCAUCAUCAUCAUAAUCAUUCUUCAUUACAACAACAACAACAACAUCAUCAUCAUACAUCAUCCGGUUAUGAUUAUGAUGGCGCCAGUGGCGGUAAUCAUCGUCAACAUCAAUAUGCUGCUUGGUAAAAUUGAUUCAAAAAAAAAAAAAA